CAAUUCAGUCUAGAUUACAUUUUUAGUGCACAAAGUUCGCCGAAAUGUUUAGCAAAAUCAUUAUCUUUGUUGUCCUUGCGGUUUUCGGAAGUUUGACUAGUGCCGGAGUGAUCGCUCCUUUUGCCUCUUCUUACAAUGCUCAUACAAUUAAUCAUGCAGUAGCUCAUCCAAUUGUGGCCCCUGCUGCUGCACCCUUAAUUGCUGCAGCUCCAGCAGCUCCUUUCGUGGCUUCAGCACCUAAUGUAGCCCCAUCACCGUAUGCAGCUCCAUCACCAUAUGUUGCUCCUACAUUUGCCAGGACUGCUUAUCCUUACUCCGCUUAUCCUUUGAAUCCAUAUUCUGUAAAUCCAUACAACUAUCCAAAUUACCCCUACGCUUUCUAAGCCACUAAUUAUUAGAUCCUGGCUUAGUUUUUUUUCUUAAAUAAUCUUGCUGACAGACUGACUGACGGACUUGAAAAGAAGUUUUAAAAGAACUUAAAAAAUCCUUUUGUAUGCAAAAAAAAAAAGAAUAAAUAAAAUAAUUGUUAAAUAAAA
Messenger RNA from Lutzomyia longipalpis, 536 nucleotides. Its product is annotated as cuticle protein 38-like. The record is from RefSeq and is a predicted model, not a curated record. The transcript is spliced from 3 exons. NCBI's taxonomy places the organism in Eukaryota, Metazoa, Arthropoda, Insecta, Diptera, Psychodidae. The coding region runs from base 45 to 383 and encodes 112 amino acids.